UAUAAGUUUAUUGAUGUAAAAGAACAUGUAAGAUAGAUUAAAAAUAGUAUGAAAAAAUAUAUAAACAUUGUUUAGUUUUGCAAAAAAAACUUACAAUCAGAAUGUGGAAGUUAAUUAAAAGUUUGAGAUUUCUUUUCACUAAAAAUUACUUAAAAAUUGCCCACUUUAACAAAUUCGAGUUUAGGCAAUUAAAAAUGCAAAAGCAUAGCUUGGCAGGAUUAAAGAAAGAUCUUUCUAAGGCUUGGAUAAAUAUCUUAAGAAAAUAAUUAUAGUAUAAAAAGUUAUGCAGGAAUAUGGAAUAAAAAAAAACUACAAUCAAAUCAAUAUUCAAUAUAUUAUUCAAAGAAAUUAAACAGACUAAUUUUAUUAUUGAAUUAUCGUAUAUAAUUAUUAUACAAAUUAUUUACAUUUAAAAUGGCUUUUACUUUUGGCUCUGUAAGUUAUUUUCUCAAUAAAUCAAGCAAUAUUGAGAUCGACUUUAAUUAAUAUUGUGGUAUGGUAAUAUCAAUAAAUAGAAAAGCAAGAAUUAUAAAAUAUGGUAACAGAAUGUACAAAAUUUUUUGUAAGGAAGGCAAACAUCUAACCUUAAACUGCAUUUUAAGAAUUGUAUAAAUAUUAAAUAAUAUCAGUGUUUAAUGUUACUUUAAAGGUGAAACAGUAUUGCUAAGACCUUACCAAUAAAUUUGUAAUUCAAAAAUGAAUCGUAUAGUCUUUGUGAUAAAUUUUAAUAAAGUAUGUUGUCAAAUUGAAGAAAACCUAGAUUUUUGAAAGUUUUGAAGAUAAAUCAGGAUUUGAUUAUUACUAAUUAACCAAAUUACUAUGCUCAGAUUUUCCAAGAGAAAUAGUAGUUAAUUCACUGCUGUUGUAUGCAAAUCUCGAUGAAGUAAUAAUUAAAGAAAAAUAAGGAUAUACUUUUCAAGAAAACUUUCACUUUGUUACAAUUUUGUAAAGCCCUGCUUUUUGAAUUAUUAUUUGAAAAUCUCCUAUAAGAGCUGAGUUAAAAAUUGAAUAGUAAUGGAAUUAUUGAUAGUAUAUUACCAAUUUUAAAGAAAUACUAUCCAAGCAAUGAUGAAUAUUUAUAUUUACCUAAUCCAGCAGCUGUUUUUGAGUGUUUGAUGAAAUUUAGUAAUGAAAAAAAUAAAGCAUGUUUACAUCCUAUUUUACCAUUUACAGUGGAAAUGUUUUCUUGUAUUAGUAUAUUUUAAAGUUUAAGCUUUGUAUUUGAAUGGAGGAGUGUUGGAAUUUAAUAGUUUUAAAUAACAAUUGUUUAAAAAUGCAAAAGUUGAUUUUCAACUAACAAAAUUAAUUAAUUUGAUUGAAAAUUCGAAUUAAAGAAUAUUGGAUAGUUAGAGAUUAGAUGAAGAUGAAAUUAAAAAGAAAAAACAAAAGUGA
Messenger RNA from Paramecium sonneborni, 1392 nucleotides. Lineage: Eukaryota; Ciliophora; Oligohymenophorea; Peniculida; Parameciidae. The record is from the annotation of a GenBank genome assembly.